Cygnus atratus (black swan) is the source of this 2852-nucleotide messenger RNA. RefSeq names its product inositol polyphosphate-5-phosphatase J (gene INPP5J). Gene Ontology annotation, biological process: phosphatidylinositol dephosphorylation; negative regulation of peptidyl-serine phosphorylation. The coding region runs from base 482 to 2386 and encodes 634 amino acids. NCBI's taxonomy places the organism in Eukaryota, Metazoa, Chordata, Aves, Anseriformes, Anatidae. Gene Ontology annotation, molecular function: phosphatidylinositol-3,4,5-trisphosphate 5-phosphatase activity; phosphatidylinositol-4,5-bisphosphate 5-phosphatase activity. Gene Ontology annotation, cellular component: cytoplasm; ruffle; plasma membrane. The transcript is spliced from 12 exons. The record is from RefSeq and is a predicted model, not a curated record.
CUUGCUGUCCCCGGUGGAGCGCCGGCCGCUGUCCCCAGGCUCGGGCAUCCCCCUGGCCCGUGGCGCUGCGCUGUCCCCGGUGAAGCCGAGCCAGUCGCCGAGCUGGUCGUCCUUCCCAGAACUCAGCCCCGUGGACCGAGCUGCCCCCGGGAAGCCGCCGUCUGCGGAGCGGAGGGAGGCGCUGCCCAAAGCGGAGUCCAGCGACCACAUCUCGGCCUGGGCGGGCUCGUCCCCCAGAGCCCUCGGUCUGCCCAAGGCCGUAUCCAGCGAGUUCAUCGCUACAGGACACAUCGGCUUGUCCAAGCCUGGGGCCCUCCCCAAAGCAGAACUGGAUGAGUUCACCCUGUUCGGGAGGUCUGGGCCAUCUCUUGGCCUGCCGAGUGCCAGCAACUCCUCCGAUGCUCUCCUGGACUGUGUGGGAAGGGCGACGGCGGACGGCUCGUUCCGCAUCACAGUGGUCACCUGGAACGUGGGCACAGCCAUGCCCCCAAACGAUGUGACAUCGCUGCUGCAUCUCAACACAGGCGAGACAAAUGAUGUAGACAUGAUCGCCAUUGGGCUGCAAGAGGUGAACUGCAAGAUAAACAAGCGCCUGAAGGAUGCCCUAUUCACAGAUCAGUGGAGCGAGCUAUUCAUGGAUGUUCUGAGCCCCUUCCACUUUGUGCUGGUCAGCACAGUGCGGAUGCAAGGUGUGAUCCUACUCGUAUUCGCCAAGUACUACCACCUCCCCUUCCUGCAGGACAUCCAGACAGACUGCACUCGGACAGGGCUGGGCGGCUACUGGGGCAACAAGGGUGGGGUGAGCGUCCGUCUCUCCAUCUUUGGCCACAUGGUCUGCUUCCUGAACUGCCACCUGCCAGCACACCUGGAGAAGGCGGAGCAGCGCAAGGAAGACUUUGCCACCAUACUACACAUGCAGCAGUUUGAGGGACGUGCAGCCAGCGGCAUCUUGGACCAUGACCUCGUCUUCUGGUUUGGGGACCUCAACUUCCGCAUAGAGAGCCUUGACAUCCGCUUUGUGAAGUAUGCCAUUGACAGCAACAUUCUGAACCAGCUCUGGGAGAAGGACCAGCUGAACAUUGCCAAAAGCACUUGGCCUGUCCUGACUGGCUUCCAGGAGGGACCCCUCAACUUCCCACCCACGUUCAAGUUCGAUGUGGGCACCAACAAGUAUGACAGCAGUGCCAAGAAGCGAAAACCAGCCUGGACUGACCGCAUCCUCUGGAAGAUCAAAUCUCCCAGUGUCGGGCUUGGUGCAGGUGGAUGCCAGCCCAGCCGGGGCAUCCUGUCGGUGAGCCAGCUCUGCUACUGCAGCCACAUGGAAUACACGGUCAGCGACCACAAGCCGGUAGCUGCCAUCUUUGCAGUGCAGUUUGCUUCCAAGGCAGACAAGCCUCCAGUGGAGAUUUACGUGGCUGAUGAGUGGAACAGGCCUGAGCAAGCAGUUGUCAAGUACAAGAUGGCUGCUGGCUUCCACCGGAGCUCCUGGGACUGGAUAGGCCUCUACCGGGUUGGUUUUCGGCAUCCUAAAGACUAUGUGUCCUAUGUCUGGGCCAGGAGUGAUGAUGGAGAGCGCUUCAUAGAGAAGCAACUGUGUGCACAGGUACUGUUCUCAGAGGAGGCACUGCCCAAGGGGAAAGGCGAGUACAUCCUUGGAUACUACAGCAACACCUCCAGCAGCAUCGCAGGUGUGACGGAGCCCUUCCAGCCCCCUGUGCAGUCGGCCAGCAGCCCUGACACAAGGGUGCAGAUCUCCAUGCCCAGGUCAGAGGAGGGCAGCAGCCCCACAGACAGCUCAGGCAGCAGCUCAGAAGAGGAGGAUGACAGCACUAUUGUCCUGCUGGCCCCCAAAUCGCGCAGCCCCAGUCCAGGCAAGAUGAAACGGCACCGGAGCCGAAGCCCUAGCCUGGCCAAGUUCCAGGGCCUCAUUCUGCGGCCAUCAAGCCGGGACAGGGGCACAAGUCGCAGCCCCUCGCCGCAGAGCUGUCGAGGCCUCCCUGGGGACAUCCCCACCAUCCACCUGCCCCAGGAGGAGCCAGGGCACCGUGGAGCCAAAGCCAAGGAAGUGGGGCAGGCAGCUGAAAGCCAGGAGGGCAGCCUCGGCUCCUUUUGCCAGACUGUGCGGGAGCAGUGUGUCUCCCGGUGCAUCUCUGCUGACAACACCCUGGCCAGGGCUGACCCCAGGAACCUGGGCCUGCUGCCCGCACUGCGGCUGGAGAUGAUCGACCAGGCUGUGGGCAAACAGAGGGAGAGUACAGACCAGGGCCCCCCCUGCCGGAGUGUAAGCCCCACCAGCCCCCCAGGCGCCCCCUACAGCACCUCUACAAAGGAGGGGAGCAGCCUCUGGGAGCUAGACAGCAGCCAUAGAUGUGCCACAGGCCACUAAUGCAGCAACCCCUUCCCUGUAGCGCGCUUGCUGUGUGCUUUCCUUUACCACUUCCCUGCUGAGACAUCCCCCUCCCUUAUUUAUUGCAGUGACUGACCUCUGCACUCCUGCUGUGUGCCUGCCCCUGCUCCCUGCAGCCUGGGCUGCUGCCCUCACGGGACUGUGAGGGGGCACAGGGGAGGGGAAAGCUGGUCCAGUGUGGGGUUGGCAGGGGAGUAUUGGCCAAGGGAAGCCCAUCUGAAAUUCAAAGAUGCAAGUGUUCAGUUGUCAGGCAGGAGAGCCAGCCUGAGGUGGGUCAGGGACAAGCACUGGAGGUGAUUUUGACUCUUGCAAUGAGGCCUGCCCCAGGGUGCAGUGCUGCUGUGGGUACCCCAGAGAUCGGAGCGUGCUUCUUUCCUGCCACUACCACUGUGCCUCAGGCUUGGGCGUAGCGUGAGCAACAAAAUAAACCAUCCUGCCUGCCCCA